Messenger RNA from Mucor mucedo, 1452 nucleotides. RefSeq names its product Alpha/Beta hydrolase protein. Lineage: Eukaryota; Fungi; Mucoromycota; Mucoromycetes; Mucorales; Mucoraceae. Gene Ontology annotation, biological process: epoxide metabolic process. Bases 51 to 1298 code for a protein of 415 amino acids. The transcript is spliced from 5 exons. Gene Ontology annotation, molecular function: epoxide hydrolase activity. The record is from RefSeq and is a predicted model, not a curated record.
UUUGUUUCUUUUUUUUUUAUUUACUUAUUUUUCUAUCUCACUUACCUAGGAUGAGUUUAGCCGAAGGAAAAAGCGAGGUAUUUGAAAUUCCAGAUUUCACAGACCAAGCCGUGGUACGAGACAAACUACAGACGACGGUAUGGCCCAAUGAGUUGGAGCAAGACUAUGGCUGGACUUUGGGUGCGCCGACAUGGGCAGUGAAACCACUAGUUCAGAGCUGGGAAACAUUUGAUUGGUCUCGACCCCAACAAGAGAUGAAGCGUUGGCAUCACUAUCGUAUGAACGUGGAUGGAUUACUUGUACAUUAUGUUCACGAACCUUCUACCCAGGAAAAGGCAAUUCCUAUUGUCUUGCUCCAUGGCUGGCCUUCAACCUUUUUCGAGUUCCACAAAUUGAUUGAGCCACUCCGAGAUGGUACAGAGCAACCUUUUCAUGUCGUCGUGCCUAGUUUACCAGGGUUUGGAUUUUCCGAGGCUCCUAAAGUGAAAGGGUAUGGUGUAGCCAAAAUGGCGGGUAUGAUUAACCGUCUGAUGCUCCAUUUGGGUUACCAUAAAUACAUGUAUCAUGGUGGAGAUUGGGGAGCGAUUAUAGGAAAAUACAUCGCGGUACAUCAUAAUGAUCAUUGUAAAGCAUUUCAUACGACUCUGCCGUUUGUUCUACCUCCCUUCCCUACACCAAGAAAUUUGUUAAUGUAUCCAUGGAAAGUAGUCAAGUUUUUCACAAGUUUAGUGGUAGGGUUUGAUAGGGUGUAUGGUAGCGGUAAAACAGUUUUAGGAGGCGCUACAUUUGCCAAUGCAGAACGGAAUGGGGAUUGUGGGUACAGAGCGAUUCAAGGCACCAAACCUUAUACGCUUGCAUUUGGGCUCAGCGACAGUCCCGUAGCACUUCUCUCGUGGAUGUUGGAAAAGUAUCAUGAUUGGACGUAUCACCCCAAGGAUCGCCAAGAUACGGAAGGAUUGCCACGUACGGUUACAGACGAAGAAUUCUUGACACAAGUGACGAUUUAUUGGAUGACGAAUACAAUGUCUUCGUCGAUUCGAUUGUAUUACGAGUGUUUACAACAGAAGGAGAUGAUGAAGGUUGUGUUACCACGGAUUCAGAUACCUGUUGCAGUCUGUGCAUUUGCUCAUGACAUUUCAAGAAUGCCCAAGGAUUGGCUGGAGACUUCGACUGAUCUUCAGCAGUUCAGUGAAAUGGAAUCGGGCGGGCACUUUCCGGGUUUAGAAGAACCAGAAUUAUUGUUGAAUGAUUUACAGCGGUUUGGUAAAAAGAUUCGACAAAAGCAGAUCUUGGCAUAAAAAAGGGAUCGUCCAAACAUUCCGUGAGGAACACGGACUAAGACAAAUUAAAAGGCAACCGUCCUUGUGUUGUACAAAGCGUGUUUGUGGGAAAUAAAAUGAUGACAUGGGCUUUAAGUAAAAAAUAAAAAGCAGCCAUGGAACUAUUUAAAUC